AUGUGUUUUGCUGUUAUUUGUUUUUUAAUUUGUUGAAUCGUUGGAGCGAUUGCGGUUGCUUCUAAUCCGUCCCCUUUUUUCGGUGCGCUUGGGUUAGUGAUGGUAGCGGGGGUUGGGUGUGGGGUUCUUGUGGAAUAUGGAAGUCCUUUCUUGGCUUUGAUUCUUUUUUUAAUUUAUUUAGGUGGUAUAUUGGUCGUAUUUGCAUACUCCGCAGCUUUAGCUGCGGAGCCCUAUCCUGAGUCUUGGAUAAACCCGGCGGUUGUAGUUUACAUGUGUUGUUACGCAACCGCUGUAAUGGUGGCGGGUAGUGUAUAUUGACAUGGCUGGGCCGGGGCUCUCUCUGGGUCAGCUGAUGAAUGAGGACCCUUUAAUAUUUUUCGUUCUGAUAGUGGGGGAGUAGCGGUAAUGUAUUCAGAAGGGGGGUGGAUGUUAGUUGUUGGGGCGGGAGUUCUCCUUUUGACUUUAUUUGUGGUGUUGGAGUUAACUCGAGGGUUAAGUCGAGGUACUCUUCGGGCUGUCUAA
This is a messenger RNA of Epinephelus moara (kelp grouper), 522 nucleotides long. The record is from the annotation of a RefSeq genome assembly. NCBI's taxonomy places the organism in Eukaryota, Metazoa, Chordata, Actinopteri, Perciformes, Serranidae.